AUGUCUCCAAAGCACUUCCUUCCUAAUCUAGGCGGAUCCUUGAUUUUACCCAGGAUGGAAGAAUCUUCAAGAAGCCAUUCAAAUUUGGAGAUGAGUGAAGAAAAUGAUGAGGUUGACAUUGGUAAGACUGGACUGGAGAAUACAAUGAGCCCAGAAGAAACAACACAAGAACCUAAGGGAUCCCACAAAGUAUUGCAAGCAAUGUCCUAA
This is a messenger RNA of Prunus armeniaca (apricot), 210 nucleotides long. The record is from the annotation of a GenBank genome assembly. Lineage: Eukaryota; Viridiplantae; Streptophyta; Magnoliopsida; Rosales; Rosaceae.